AUGUCUACAGCCACCGCUCCAGCUGCCUUGGCUAGCACAAGAUUCAGCUCUUCAUCCAUGGCCAAUGCGGCGACAACCGCCGGGGCUGCAACCAGCGAGGCCGCAAUCAGCUCUGGCGGAGCCGCACUGUCCGUAUUACUGUCCGCGUCGCUAUCGCUCCACCUGUCGAACCUUGCCAGUGCCGCCACAGGGGUUCCAGCAUCGGUAGCCUCCGGUAUUCUCAGUGACGUCUCGGGACUCCUCGCAACGAGCGAUGCCUCCUCUCAGCUGAGCGAAAGUUAUCCAGGCGAGAUGUCCUCAGUUUCAAGCAUCAACCCAGGGAAUGACACGACUACUAGCGCGCCACCCGUGACAAGUACCAGUGGGAUCAACACUACGACGUCAAGUCUGCUUUCUGUGUCGACCUCUACGGGAUUCCUCACAUCGAGCUUUCCUCGCAACUCGACUACGACAGCAUCCCAAACAUCCAGCUCAAGCGAAGUCGAGUCUACGUUGCCAACGGAAUCUGCUCUGUUUUGGAUUGCCACCCUAUCCCAAGGAGAUGUCACAACAUUCCCACAGUCUGCUGCCACUUACACGACCUUCGUGAACGGCAACACCCUGUCCGGAUCAGCGGCAAGAUCUAGUCCUUCAAGUCUAACCGACUUUGUAUCAUCCUCAGCUUCCGGUCCGUUGUCUGACCGAUCGUCAAGUAGAGGACGGCAAACCACAUCAACAAUCGCAAGUAGCAAUGGUGCAGGCGAUAACUCGAGCCAAUACCCUAUCGUUUCGCAGCCCAUACCCACCGACACGGAGUCUGAUUCCAACAACAACUCCAGCAGCACUCCGCCGGCAGGGACUAUCGCUGGAGGGGUAGUUGGCGGGGCCGCCGGGCUAGCCGUAAUCGUGUUGAUCGCCAUGUUGGCCGUCAGGUGGUAUCGAAGGCACUCGAUGGCACGGCAUCAGGCUCUACCGCAAGGUCCAGGCAGUUCAGCCGAUCCAAAUGCAGCCUCCCAUGGCGGCCCUGGAAUGGCUGAGCGCGCCGGAUUGGCACCUAUAGUCGCUGCCGUCCCAGCACUCUUUAGGCACCAAAGCCGCGCCGGCGGCGGCGAUCAGGCGGCGCAACGCGGAUUCACACGGGUUUCUGGUCGCAAGCUCCCCUCUGCUUUCGGAGGAGGUGCUGGGGAUAGACCGCCUUCCGAUGCUCCUGUCGAUCGCGACGACGACACUGCGGCUUCAAUCUAUCGAGACAGCAGUGGCUUUUACGGCGGAGAUGGUGCUUCCGGCUCGCCACCAUCACCCAGCGGGAGCUUUCCCCUCCCCAGCAACUCGUACGAACAGAUGACGCUAUCUCCGGGACCUCAGCGAACGCCCAGACUACACUCGGGCGGCCCGUACAACAUGUCGCCGGGCGGCAGCGUGGGCUCUUCUUCACCACAGGCUGUUCCAGCACUCACUCGAAGUGAUGCACCAUUUUUGCUGGACCCCAAUCGAAACAGUCGGUUCUCUGAGCGACUGUGA
Molecule: messenger RNA, 1500 nt
Organism: Ramularia collo-cygni
Lineage: Eukaryota; Fungi; Ascomycota; Dothideomycetes; Mycosphaerellales; Mycosphaerellaceae
Exons: 1
Coding region: 1-1500 (499 amino acids)
Source: RefSeq, a predicted model, not a curated record